This is a messenger RNA of Carassius carassius (crucian carp), 1357 nucleotides long. RefSeq names its product macrophage mannose receptor 1-like. The coding region runs from base 95 to 1174 and encodes 359 amino acids. The record is from RefSeq and is a predicted model, not a curated record. Lineage: Eukaryota; Metazoa; Chordata; Actinopteri; Cypriniformes; Cyprinidae. The transcript is spliced from 4 exons.
CUUUGAGAGGUUAAUAUUCUGUCCAUGUUUCACAUCAAAAUGAAUCAGUGAAUAUUUAACAUCUGAGUUUUUCUAUAUCUUUUUAUCUUCAGAAAUGGACCAGACUCUGUAUUUCAUUCUUCUUCUCAUUGCUCUCUGCUCCGUAUCUGAAUGUGUUCAGCAUCAGUAUCACUUUAUAAAUGAGAACAAGACCUGGACUGAAGCUCAGAGAUACUGCAGAGAGAAAUACACAGAUCUGGCCACCGCUGACAACAUGAACGACACGAACGAGCUGAAGAAGAGUGUGAAUGAUGGAAGUGUUCAGAAUAUCUGGAUUGGGCUUCAGAAGACGGGUCGUGAUGAAUGGCACUGGUCUUCAGGUGAACCUGUGCUCUAUCUGAACUGGGCUCCUGGAAAACCAGAAGGCAGAGAUUGUGGUAUGAUGAAAAAUGGAAAAUUUGAGGAUUUGUCAUGUAGUGAUGAACGAUAUUUCAUCUGCAACAACACAAACACGAAAUUUGUCUUAGUCAAUCAGGCGAUGAAAUGGAGAGACGCUCAGAGUUACUGCAGACAGAAUCAAACUGAUCUGCUCAGUGUGAGGAACCAGAACGAGAAUCAACAGGUUCAGCAGUUCAUUAGUGAUAAUCAUUUAUGUCUGUUCAGAGACUCAUGGCAGUGGUCAGAUCAGAGUGACUCUUCAUUCAGAGACUGGGACACUGGUGAACCUGAUAAUAAUGGAGGUCAUGAAAACUGUGCAGCUGUUAAUGCUCAGAGAAAAUGGUUUGACGUCUCUUGCACCAAUCAAUAUCCUUUUGUGUGUCAUGAAGAUAAACUGAUUGUGAUCCGAGAGACUGUGACGUGGUCUGAAGCUCUGAGAUACUGCAGACAGAAUCAUGUGGAUCUGGUCUCGGUUCAUUCAGAAGAGAUGCAGCGUCAUGUGAUGAACGUGGUUAAACGUGCGUCUACUGCCGAGGUGUGGUUGGGUUUACGUUACUCUCACAUUUUGGGCAUCUGGUACUGGGUGAGUGGAGAGACUGUGUGCUAUCAGAACUGGGCUCCAGGGAACGGCACAUCAGAGGAGGACUGUGAACACACAGUGAGAUCUGGAGCAGUUCAGUUUGGAGGAGAUCAGCGCUGGAUCAGCCUUUCUGAGACUCACAAACUCAACUUCAUCUGCAGCAGAUACUCAGAGUGAAGAAUCUUUUCUCUGUCUUUCUGAUUUUCUUUCAUGUUAAAGUUGCCAGAAGUCUUUCUGUAUUUGAAUUAUCAUGGAAUAAUGUGCUCUUAACAGCAAUGUUUAAUAUUCUUUUAGAUGUGUAAAACACUAAAAUAAUAUAUGUCUGUGUUUUAAGAAUCUCUCGGUAUAUCUGGUGUGGUC